Messenger RNA from Tetranychus urticae (two-spotted spider mite), 747 nucleotides. RefSeq lists its product as uncharacterized. The record is from RefSeq and is a predicted model, not a curated record. Lineage: Eukaryota; Metazoa; Arthropoda; Arachnida; Trombidiformes; Tetranychidae.
UUGCUUUUCAUUCGAAAUAACCAUUCAUUGAAUUAAUCAAGUUCAAAAUAUUUCAUUCUCCUAAUCAGAAACCAGAACCGAAUUCUCAUUGUUAACCAAUCAAAAUGCGUGCCACCAUUAUCUUGACUAUAUGCUUCAUCGGAGUUGUCUUUGCUGAAUCAUUGAGCAAGCGAAGCUCCAUCGACGAUUCCCAGACCAAGCAGGACGCUGAAAAAUCUCUUGGUGAGAUAUCUUCCUUCUUUGAACAAUUCAAACCUAAAUCAAGUGAAUCAACAGAUGUCUUCACUGUUGCUGUCCAAAAUGCUAAAGAAGCUAUUCGGAAGCUCUUGCCAUUCUUUCAACAAAAACCUCAAUCUUAUCAAUCAUCAGAGGCUUUCACUACUGCAAGACACAACUGUGAAAAUACGGUUUGGAAUCUCAUAAGUCUCUCUGGACAAUUUCAACCUCAAUCCUAUGCAUCACCAAAUGCCUUUUAUGCCGCAAAGUUUAAAUUUGACGAUGCUACUUGGAAGCUCUUAAGCAUCUGUGGACAAUUUUAACCUAUGGCUAUAGUUUGAAGAAGACCGGACAUUUACGAAGACGAUGCAAUCCAGUUAAAUGUGCUAUACAAUUUGCAGACAUAAUUGAUACAAAAUCAAUUAUCUGAGAUAACAUAAAGAUUCUGUAUUCACCGUUUCUCUUAUAACAUAUAUUCAAGCUUUCUCUAAAUGAUUAAAUAAACAGAUCCGUAUUAUUUUAAAUUGCAAA